This is a messenger RNA of Bradysia coprophila, 681 nucleotides long. RefSeq names its product sensory neuron membrane protein 1-like. Gene Ontology annotation, molecular function: scavenger receptor activity. The record is from RefSeq and is a predicted model, not a curated record. NCBI's taxonomy places the organism in Eukaryota, Metazoa, Arthropoda, Insecta, Diptera, Sciaridae. Gene Ontology annotation, cellular component: membrane; cytoplasm.
AUGUACGAAGUUAAACGUGGCGUAAAGAAUUCCCGUGACGUUGGUCGAAUUGUAAGUUUUGAUAACAAAACGGAAAUGGAUGUAUGGGGCGGAGAUGAAUGUAAUCGUUACAAGGGCACCGAUUCAACUAUAUUUCCACGUGAUAUACAAAAAGAAGAUGGUUUGUGGAGCUAUGAACCGGAGAUAUGUAUGUCAAUUGGUGCUCAUUAUGAUAAGGAAUCUAAUUACCAAGGAGUACCGACUAUCCGAUUCGCAUUGGAUUUUGGUGAUGCUAGAAAGAAUAAAGAUUUGCAAUGCUAUUGUGGAGAUCCACCGAACGAUUGUCCGAGACGAGGAACGCGAAAUUUGUUCGAUUGUAUUGAUGCACCACUCAUAUUAAGCUUACCACACUUCUACAAUGCCGAUCCAUCAAUACUUUGCCAAUUUCAAUCCGGGCUAAAUCCGAAUCAAAAUGACCAUGCGUUCUAUAUGGAUUAUGAAAGAGCCUCAGGAAGUGUACCUAAUGCUGCCAAACGAUAUCAAAUCAAUAUGGAUGUUGUGCCAAUAGACGAGGUUGAAUCAAUGAAGCAUUUACCGGAAGUUAUAAUGCCUUUAUUUUGGAUCGAAGAAAUCACAACAUCAGCGCCACUUAAAAACUAUACUCACACCAAUACGCAAAAUUUCCAACAAUACAAUUUGUGA